AUGGAGAAACCAUCUCAUCCCAAAGAUAAUAAGCUUCCCGUCCCUCAACAGAAUGAUCAAGGGUUUAUGCCACCAAGUGCGAGUCCUAAUUUCGGAUCAUAUCAUUCUCCAUAUGUAAUGAAUUAUGGUAAUGAUAACAGCAUUAAUAAAUACUCCAUUCCAUCUGCGAAUGGAGGAAGCUUACAUAAUUAUUUUGGCAGGAGUCCUCCAACAUUUCUAAUGAGUGGUGGAAUGACACCUCUCCAGUCUUUGCUUAACAGUCAGCAUCGAAUUGAGUCUCCCCAAUUUGUGCAAGGCACUUCUCCCAAUUUUGGAAGAACCCACUAUCAAGAUCUAAUGGCUGAUGUGAACGAUAUUAGAAAUGAUUGUAGGAGUGAAGGCAGAAGCUCAGUAAUGAGUUCGCUCAGUGAAGCAAGUAUAGGAGAUCUAGAGGAGACUAAGCCAAAGGAAAGCCUUAAAAAUCCUAACCCUCCUACCAUAUUAUAAAUAAGAAUGCAGAUUCUAUCUCUCAUAAAGAUAUGACAAUGGAGAAUGUACAUCCCGCCAAAGCAAGUCAAGUCUUUGAAGAUAUCUCGAUUCAGCCUAAUUCUAUUGAUAACCAGGCCAAGCCAGUUAUUGAAAAGCCUCAGAUUGCAGAAGAACUAGAGAAGGAGAAGAAAGUUAAGUUUGAAGAAGUUAAGCAAGCUGAAGAGAGUAAGGAACCACCUGCACAAUUGCCCAAGCCAAGGAAGAAGAGAAAGAAAUUAGAGAAAAAGAAGAGAAGUAAAUCGUGGGAUGAAGAAGCAGCGAAGCAAGAGCAAAAGAGAAGAGAAAAUCUUGAAAAGAAAAAGGGGAGUCUUGCAGUAAGAAAGGAUGUAGUAAAUAAGACUUUAUUGAGAUCAAUAAAGCGUCUGAUUGGAUUAAAAUUCGAAGAGCAAUCAAAAAUAAAAGAACUAAAUUCUAAACAACAAAAAGACAAAUUUCUCCAACUUAUUGAAGGGUUCAUCAGCCACUACUUCCCUUGCUACACCCAAGUAAUCACUGUCGAGGACAAUCCGAACGAAGAAGACUCUAAGCUAUCUCAGAACGGAAUAAAAUUCAUUGUCGGUCUCUUAGUCAACCCCAAACUUCUAAAAUCGCAUUUCAAGUCUGUAAAAGAGCGUACUUUCUUCUACCUAUUCCAGAACUUACUUCGGAAGUACUCUCACAGGAAGUUACUGAGACUGAUGUCGAACCAGAACUUCAUAUUCGUGGUGGCUUCUCUGAGGGAGAACGGAGGUUUAGAAGAGAUCAUUGAGAGUGACCAGACUUGUAAUAGGAACAAGCAAGCUUAUUAUGAAGCAGCUAAUAAUUUUAUUAAUAGGGUGUUGUAGAAGAA
This is a messenger RNA of Moneuplotes crassus, 1357 nucleotides long. Lineage: Eukaryota; Ciliophora; Spirotrichea; Euplotida; Euplotidae. The record is from the annotation of a GenBank genome assembly.